CUCCUCUCUCUCUCUCUCUCUCUCUCUCUCUCUCUCUCUCGCAGAGAUAUUCUCAGGAUCUUCGCUCCUACGAUUCGUCCUCUCAAUCAUCAUCUCCCUUUAUUCGCCGCAAAUCUCCUCUCAAAACCCUACCUUUUGAUCCUUUUUUUGUGUGGUAUUAUUGGUGGUAGUAGUUGUUGUUGUGGGUAGUGGGGUGUUGUUGUAGUGAACUACGAGGAUUCUUCGUGUGUGGUGAGGGGGGCAGGGGUUGUGGUGUGGAGUGGUUUGGGAUUCUUAGGAGGAAACGCCAUGUGCGUCGAGGACUUGGAGAACGCCGCGGAGAGGGUCGAGAGGUUGGAUUUCUCAGAUUCCCAGAUCGAGAAAACCCCCGAUUUCGCCAAAUCCCAGAUGGAGAAAGCGUGCGAGAACACCGAGGCUGCGGAGGGCAGGCAAAACCAUUUAAGCAAUUUUGUCCCGAUUAUCCGGUCGGGGGAUUGGUCGCAUAUCGGCAGCCGUCAGUACAUGGAAGAUACUCAUGUGUGCAUCUCCGACCUAGCUGAGAAGUUCGGUUAUCAAUCCGUGGCCGGGGAAGCUGUUUCCUUCUAUGGGGUGUUUGACGGGCACGGAGGAAAAGGCGCUGCCCAUUUCGUGCGCGACAAUUUACCGAGAGUCAUCGUUGAGGACGCCGAAUUUCCUCUCGAUCUCGAGAAGGUAGUUGCAAGGUCAUUCGUGCAAACCGAUACGCAGUUCGCAACGACCUGCUCUCUUCAGUCGACGCUGUCUUCCGGCACGACCGCAUUAACUGCAAUGAUUUUUGGAAGAUCUUUGCUGGUCGCCAAUGCCGGCGACUGCCGUGCAGUCCUCUCCCGCGUCGGCACGGCCAUCGAGAUGUCGAAGGACCACCGCCCGUGCUGCCUCAGGGAACGUAAGCGCGUCGAAUCCCUCGGCGGUUUCGUCGACGACGGCUACCUCAACGGCCAGCUCGGCGUCACCCGCGCCCUCGGGGACUGGCACCUCGAGGGCAUGAAGGAGGGGAGCGGCGACCUGCGCGGGCCCCUCAUCUCUGACCCGGAGCUCAAGCUGAUCACGCUAACCAGAGACGACGAGUUCUUGAUAAUAGCGAGCGACGGGCUCUGGGACGUCUUCUCGAACCAGAACGCGGUCGACUUUGCCCGGCGCCAGCUCCAGGAACACAACGACGUGAAGCUGUGCUGCAAGGAGCUGAUCGACGAGGCGAUAAAGAGAGGGGCCACGGACAACCUCACGAUCAUACUGGUGUGCUUUCAUUUGGAUCCGCCGCCGCAGAUAAGAGUGAAUCUGAGGACUCGAGUCGCGCGGAGCAUAUCGGCUGAGGGGCUUCAUAGCCUUAGGCUCCUCUUGGAAGGUAAAUGAAGGGGAACACUCACUACUUUAAAAAUCGGAAAACUCGAGUCGUAUUUGCGCGUAAUUGCAGUGGAUAUUUAAAUCUUUUGUCGUGGAAAAUUGACAUAAAUAUAUGAUAAUUCUAUUGAGAAAACCUUGUAUAAAACUGCCCUAUUCUCUUUUGAAGGGAUUGUAAAUUAUAUAUAUAUAUAUUAAAAAAAAAAAAGAAAAAAAAGUGGUGGGAGUGUGUGGUGGUGCAUCCAGUGGGCUCUGUGAGCUUAUUUCUGGGAUGUUCAUACUUUGAUCAUACAUAAUUUUUUUCUUUUCUUUUGUAUUUGAGAAAAGAAAGAGAACCUUCAUCAGUGUAAUUAAUGAUCUGUAGAUUGAACAAUCAGUGAUCACUGAUUUAAUAAAAAUUUGGUAAUUUGUUUAGUUUGUAA
This is a messenger RNA of Ananas comosus (pineapple), 1781 nucleotides long. Its product is annotated as probable protein phosphatase 2C 27. The record is from RefSeq and is a predicted model, not a curated record. NCBI's taxonomy places the organism in Eukaryota, Viridiplantae, Streptophyta, Magnoliopsida, Poales, Bromeliaceae. The transcript has 4 exons. Gene Ontology annotation, molecular function: cation binding; protein serine/threonine phosphatase activity. Gene Ontology annotation, biological process: protein dephosphorylation. Bases 289 to 1371 code for a protein of 360 amino acids.